AUGAUGGGCUCCGUGCUCCCGGCUGAGGCCCUGGUGCUCAAAACCGGGCUGAAGGCGCCGGGGCUGGCACUGGCCGAGGUCAUCACCUCCGACAUCCUGCACAGUUUCCUGUACGGCCGCUGGCGCAACGUGCUGGGCGAGCAGCUCUUCGAGGACAAGAGCCACCACGCCAGCCCCAAGACAGCCUUCACCGCCGAGGUCCUGGCGCAGUCCUUCUCCGGCGAGGUGCAGAAGCUGUCCAGCCUGGUGCUGCCGGCGGAGGUGAUCAUCGCGCAGAGUUCCAUCCCCGGUGAGGGUCUCGGCAUCUUCUCCAAGACGUGGAUCAAGGCGGGCACGGAGAUGGGCCCCUUCACUGGCCGCGUCAUCGCCCCGGAGCACGUGGACAUCUGCAAGAACAACAACCUGAUGUGGGAGGUGUUCAAUGAGGAUGGCACAGUGCGAUACUUCAUUGAUGCCAGCCAGGAGGACCACCGGAGUUGGAUGACCUACAUCAAGUGUGCACGGAAUGAACAGGAGCAGAACCUGGAGGUCGUCCAGAUCGGCACCAGUAUCUUCUACAAGGCUAUCGAGAUGAUCCCGCCUGACCAGGAGCUGCUGGUGUGGUAUGGAAACUCACACAACACCUUCCUGGGGAUCCCUGGUGUGCCCGGGCUGGAGGAGGAGCAGAAGAAGAACAAGCAUGAGGACUUCCACCCGGCGGACUCGGCGGCAGGCACCGCGGGCCGCAUGCGCUGCGUCAUCUGCCACCGCGGCUUCAACUCGCGCAGCAACCUGCGCUCGCACAUGCGCAUCCACACGCUGGACAAGCCCUUCGUGUGCCGCUUCUGCAACCGCCGCUUCAGCCAGUCGUCCACGCUGCGCAACCACGUGCGCCUGCACACGGGCGAGCGCCCCUACAAGUGCCAGGUGUGCCAGAGCGCCUACUCGCAGCUGGCCGGCCUGCGCGCCCACCAGAAGAGCGCGCGCCACCGGCCGCCCAGCGCCGCGCUGCAGCCGCACUCGCCCGCGCUGCCCGCGCCGCACGCGCACGCGCCCGCGCUCGCCGCCGCCGCCGCCGCCGCCGCCGCCGCGCACCACCUGCCGGCCAUGGUGCUGUGAGCGCCGCGCACGCGCACGCCGCGCACGCGCUCCCCGCCUCCUCGCGCCCGCGCGCCCCGCCUCCCGCCUCCCGCCUCCAGCUCGUUGGGUGCGGGCCGGGCCUGUUCUCUCCUCGCUUGACACCCCCACCCCGGCCGCAGAGGGCCCGGCGCCCGGCGCUGUAGGUGCGUCCCAACAAGUGACCCCCUAGGCACACAGUCUGCGCUCCGUCUCGCAGGCGGGCCCUUCUCCCCUUCUGGCCACCUUACCCCCAAAGCCGGCUCCCGGGGAGGGACGAGGCACGAACAGGGUACAGUGUGCCGGGCAGGCCGAGCGCGAGGGCAGACGGAAAUCCACUGGGGCACCCGAGGAAGGCCCUCUUGGGGCCUCAGUUUCCCCCUUCCCCAUCCGUAAAAUGAGAUAGUUGGAGCCAUGUCUCCUCCCCUUCAUCUCUGACUUCUUGCUCAGGGAGGAGAAGCGUCUCUUCCCCUCCUGGCCACACUCCUGCGGGAAGAGGGCAAGACUGGCUUCUCGGCGGAGAAAGCACUUCCAGGCAGUGUGCGAUCCUGGUGGUGGGGGCGGUGGGGGGUGCCCGCCCCGCCUACCCACACCCUCCCUUGCCUCCUCCCGAGUCUCCCCAAACUCUGGCCGUGGGCGCCCUCUGGUGUCUCCUGUCCCACCUUGCAGUCAUGUACCAGAACUCCCGAAGGGCGUUUUGUAAAAUAAAGAAACUAUAAUAAUAAUGAAAAGUAUAAAAUGUAUAGAGUUUUCAAGAAACUGUGUUCUACUUCCAGAAAAUGGUCACUUUAACUUUGUAAAUAUUUAUCUAAAAUGAUAUUUACGAAACUGUGAUAUAUAUUAUUUGAUUGUAUAUGUACAACUGUAAAUACAUUUGUACCUCUCUUGUAUUCUAAAAUAAAAAUUACU
Messenger RNA from Lutra lutra (Eurasian river otter), 2004 nucleotides. It is a transcript of the gene PRDM12, whose product is annotated as PR/SET domain 12. Gene Ontology annotation, molecular function: histone methyltransferase binding. The record is from RefSeq and is a predicted model, not a curated record. Gene Ontology annotation, cellular component: nucleus. NCBI's taxonomy places the organism in Eukaryota, Metazoa, Chordata, Mammalia, Carnivora, Mustelidae. The transcript is spliced from 6 exons. Bases 1 to 1098 code for a protein of 365 amino acids. Gene Ontology annotation, biological process: neurogenesis.